AUGGACUCAAACAAGAAACCACUCCUAUUCUUAGACAUAACACUGUGUGAUUUUCCAACAGACCCUAUCAAAACCCUCAUUGACUCAGGCGCUACCUCCAACUUUAUAUCCCUGGCCUUAGUCAAAAAGCUAAAAAUCCCAAAAACCCUACUUGAAAAUCCACAAGUAGUGAGAAUGUUAGACAGUACUAUAUCCCAGACUGGCUGCAUUUGGCACCAGGUCCAACUUGCAGUUUUGGCCAACAGCCACCCACACUCCAUUCCUUUCCUUGUAUGCCCCAUAGGGAACACCCCUGCCAUCCUAGGCAUGACUUGGCUGACUCAGGAGUCACCCCUCAUUGAUUGGUCCCUAGGUACCAUUACUUUCCCUGACCAAGUACAAAUAGCCUCAGAGGAAGAAGCAGACCCCAAUCUGUUGGCAGACCUUCCCACACAAUACCAUGAAUUUGCCAAAGUAUUUGGGGAGGAAGAGUUCAAGGUGCUCCCCCCACAUAGGGAGUACAACAUUGCAAUUGACCUCACCCUGGAUGCCAAGCUCUCCCCUGGACCAAUUUACAGCAUGACAGAUGCGGAGUCCAAGGCACUGAAACAACACAUUGACAAGAAACUAGCAACAGUGUUGUAG
Molecule: messenger RNA, 624 nt
Organism: Rhizoctonia solani
Lineage: Eukaryota; Fungi; Basidiomycota; Agaricomycetes; Cantharellales; Ceratobasidiaceae
Product: Transposon Ty3-G Gag-Pol polyprotein
Exons: 1
Coding region: 1-624 (207 amino acids)
Source: RefSeq, a predicted model, not a curated record